AUGUGGACGAUAUUAGAAGGGUCCGUGAGCAAGCCAGUCGACAUCUCUGGCGUUGAGGCUAGUGCGAGCGCCCCUAUUGCCAGCGUUGCAGAAGAGACGACAGCGAGGGCACAGACGCUUGAGCCCGUCCUGUCCUCCGAAGGUUUCUAG
Messenger RNA from Colletotrichum orchidophilum, 150 nucleotides. RefSeq lists its product as uncharacterized. The coding region runs from base 1 to 150 and encodes 49 amino acids. The record is from RefSeq and is a predicted model, not a curated record. Lineage: Eukaryota; Fungi; Ascomycota; Sordariomycetes; Glomerellales; Glomerellaceae. The transcript has 2 exons.